Messenger RNA from Xenia sp. Carnegie-2017, 1075 nucleotides. RefSeq names its product vesicle-associated membrane protein-associated protein A-like. The coding region runs from base 108 to 854 and encodes 248 amino acids. Gene Ontology annotation, molecular function: FFAT motif binding. The record is from RefSeq and is a predicted model, not a curated record. Gene Ontology annotation, biological process: endoplasmic reticulum membrane organization. The transcript is spliced from 7 exons. Lineage: Eukaryota; Metazoa; Cnidaria; Anthozoa; Malacalcyonacea; Xeniidae. Gene Ontology annotation, cellular component: plasma membrane; endoplasmic reticulum membrane.
UCGACAUGUUCGAGAAUAAACGUCAUUGGAAAAAUUCGGAUUAAUUUUCUGUGCUUUGUUGGAGAAGAUUUAUAAAUAUUGUGAACGUACUUACCUAAGAUUUUGGCAUGUCGAAGCAGGAACAAAUUUUAGAGAUAGACCCAGCUCAUGAGCUUCAUUUUAAAGGUCCAUUUAAUAAAGCUGUCAACUGUAACAUAGUACUUCGAAAUCCAACUGAAAAGAGAGUAUGUUUUAAAGUGAAGACAACAGCUCCUAAAAAGUACUGUGUACGACCAAACAGUGGGAUAAUUGAUCCACGUAGCAAAGUGUCUGUAGCUGUUAUGCUACAGCCUUUUGACUUCGAUGUAAAAGAGAAAUCCAGACACAAAUUCAUGGUACAGUCAAUAAUUAUCUUAGAAAACACCGACAAUAUGGAUAAUAUCUGGAAAGAAGCCAAACCUGAUCAAAUAAUGGACUCGAAACUGAAAUGUAUUUUUGAUCCUGCUGAUGAUGAAACUUCGGAAAAUGAACCUACUGAAAAGAAUGAAUUUGCGUCCACUCUAAAUAAUAUGGAGCAAUCAUCGGAGAAUGAAGCAUCCAAAGUGGAGGAAGUUGUAGUCAAUGAAAGUCCAUCUUCGCCAAAAAAUGAUGAUAGAAGCUCGGAUGCUGCCAACUCUAACAAGUUGAAAUCGAAAGGCGAACGUGUGGAAGCAGACAUAAGGCAACGAUCUAAACCGAACAAGAUCAUUACAUCAUCACCCGAGGAAAUAGUUCACAAUUUACAGUCAGCAGCAAACGAAUAUCAGUUGCCACCUGUUGUCUACCUGAUAGUGGCUGUUAUCCUCGGAUUCAUUAUUGGAAAAUUUAUUUUGUAAAAUAUUGAAAUUGUGAAAGUAAGCCAUUAAGAUAGUGACGUGUACGCGCUUAAACAUUAUAAGUAAUAUUUGACGCUCAUAUGAAAUAAUCAUCUUAUGAAAACUUGCGUUUGGAAGUGCGAUAUAUAUACAUAUAUAUGCUUGAAUUGUUACUCCUGCGCUUGCAUUCACACAUCAACUGCACAAAAUCAGACUCACUCAAUAAAAAUCAUUAACGUAAA